This is a messenger RNA of Dentiscutata heterogama, 1488 nucleotides long. Lineage: Eukaryota; Fungi; Glomeromycota; Glomeromycetes; Diversisporales; Gigasporaceae. The record is from the annotation of a GenBank genome assembly.
AUGUAUUCCCCGGAAUCGGGCGGCGAUGAUAUUCCUCCUCCUACCAUUGAACAAACUCCUACACGAUUUUUGGCCUCAUGCUCAAAACUUGACUUGGAACCUAAUCCUUUCGAACAAAGUUUUUCCGGUGUUGCUCCUAUUCCAAGCGAUGUAGGGACUAAUAGUCCAAAACCGAGUCUACCACCUGUAUCACAAAUUGCAAGUCCUGGUAUUCCGGGGGCAAGUGAUGAGCAAUAUGGUUGGAGCUUACAAUCUUUAAGAAGUGGUGCUUUAUCUCCUUCUAUGCUUACCGGUCCUCAGGAUGCUACCUUACUUAAUGAAUUUUCUCAACCUGGUCGUACCGGAACUACUCCUCUUCCUUUCGGUUCUUUCUCUGAUCCUUUCAGUAAUCCUGCUAAUAAUUUCGUUAAUCAACCUCUUCCUGUUCUUUCUACUGAUCCUUUCGGUCGUGGCAAUUUCAAUCGUCCUCUCUCUGAUUCUGAUCGUAAAUCAAUCCCUUCAAAUCCUGCUACUUCUGCUCCUCCUGUUACUAACGUCUCAACUUCUCAAUCUGGUGUUAUACAACCUGGUUUACCUACAACAAAUAUUUUAAAUAUGACAAAUGGUUCUUCAACUUCUUCUGCUUCAAAUGUUAUCGUUCAAAAUCCUUUAAAUCAAUCUGUUCUCGUUACAAAUCCUACCCUUAACAAUAGAAAUAUGGUUUGCGCUCCUCAACAAGAUUUGAUAAGUAGAAAUCCAAUUAUUUCAGAUAAUAUCUUACCAAAAACUGAGAAUGAUGAUUUUCCUUCACAUUCAAAUAAUAUCAUUACAAAUUUACAUAAUGGAAGACAUUCUAAUACUAUAAAUUCAAAUAUACCUACUCGUAAAUCCUCAAUCAUGUCCGAUUCUAUGGAUGAGGAUUCAUCUAAUAAAUUGGGAAGUUCAAGCUCUAUGAAAUCUAGUCCUCGUAGUUCAAGGCGAAAAGCUGAAGAACCUCUCGUAAAAGAACAACCUCCUUCAAAGAAAAAUGGUCAAAAAGUUAAAAAUGAAAUGACUGAUGAAGAAAAACGAAGAAACUUUUUGGAAAGAAAUCGUCAAGCUGCCCUUAAAUGUCGUCAGCGUAAAAAGCAAUGGUUGGCCAAUUUACAGGCCAAAGUAGAAUACCUUACCAACGAUAACGAAAAUUUACAAAAUCAAGCUCAAUCUUUACGUGAAGAGAUUAUCAAUUUAAAAACUUUAUUACUUGCUCACAAAGAUUGUCCUAUUGCGCAAGCUAAUGGUGUUAUGGGUUUAGAUUCGAUACCACCUUCCUCUCAAGGAAUUCCUCCAAGUAUGAAUGGUAUGAGUAUCGGUCCGAUGGGUAUGGUGCCUGGCAUUCCUAAUUCGGCCCUUACAGGUGUUCCUGUUAACGGUGUGCAAGGAACAAUGCCAAUAUCAAAUGUACAGGUACCUCCACACAUGACAAACCAUGUUAAUGGUCCACCUGGUUCUGGAUUGAUGAGAUAUUAA